This is a messenger RNA of Hyphopichia burtonii NRRL Y-1933, 1188 nucleotides long. It is a transcript of the gene CHT4, whose product is annotated as putative chitinase. The record is from RefSeq and is a predicted model, not a curated record. Gene Ontology annotation, cellular component: extracellular region. The transcript has a single exon. NCBI's taxonomy places the organism in Eukaryota, Fungi, Ascomycota, Pichiomycetes, Serinales, Debaryomycetaceae. Gene Ontology annotation, biological process: carbohydrate metabolic process; chitin catabolic process. The coding region runs from base 1 to 1188 and encodes 395 amino acids. Gene Ontology annotation, molecular function: chitin binding; chitinase activity.
AUGUUUCAUAAGUUGCAAAGCAAGAUACAUAACCAUGUACAACAUUCGCAAGCAUCAAACCAGUUGAAAUCAGGUAUCUAUUUCGCCAAUUGGUCAGUAUAUGCCAGGAAGUAUUUCGUUCAAGACUUACCAGCAGAACACCUUACCCAUGUUUUCUAUGCCUUUAUUGGCAUGGAUACUAGUACUGGGAAAGUCAAGUUCACUGAUGAGUGGUGUGACAUUCAAAUGCCUCUUGAUUCAAUCAAUGGCAAUGGAAAGGUUACUGGGAGUCUUCAACAGUUGUAUCAGUUGAAGCAGAGAAAUAGGAAAUUGAAAGUUAUUAUGUCUAUUGGUGGAUGGGGAACUUCCGAUAGUUUCACUGCUAUUAUGAGUGAUGCCAGCAAAGCCAGGAAUUUUGUUCUUAGUUCAAUUGCCAUGGUUAAAGAAUAUGGAUUUGAUGGAAUUGAUAUUGACUGGGAAUACCCUAGGAAUAAAACCGAGGCUAGACAAUUGGUUGAGUUGUUAUAUCAAUUAAGAGUAGAGCUUCAUUCCUUCAGUCCAUGUAUGGUGCUUACAUUUGCUGCUCCCGGAGGUGAUGAUAAUAUUCAAAUAUUAGAUUUGAAACAGAUGGAUCAGUAUUUAUCAUUUUGGAAUGUUAUGUGUUAUGACUUUAAUGGAUCUGGUUGGUCUUCCAAAACUGGUUACCAUUCCAAUUUGUUUGGUAGUAACGGAGAUAAUAACUUGAACUGUGCUGAUAUUAUAGGUAAGUAUACCAAAUCUGGUAUUCCUUCUAAUAAAUUAAUGCUAGGAAUGCCACUCUAUGCGAGAACAUUUGAAUUAUCCAACGCUUCCAAUUCAGGUAUUGGACAACCUUUCACAAGAGCUGGAGGUGAAGGAACGGCUGAUUACAAAAAGUUAGCAACUGAUAUUGAAAAGUUUGAUUCUAGAAAAGUGAGUGCCUAUUCUUAUAAUCCUUCUAAUGGAAAGUGGAGUGGGUACGAUAAUCCCCAAAGUGCCAGAAUCAAAGCCCAGUGGUCAAAGCUGAGUAACCUUGCCGGGGGGUUUUGGUGGGACUCAGCUGGUGAUGAAAUUUCUAACGAAAGAUCAUUAGUUAAAAACUACGUAGAUCAACUUGGUGGUAUUCAAAGUUUAGAUACAUCCUUAAAUCAUUUGGAUUAUCCUAGCACUUUCUUAAAACCAUUACAAUAG